Messenger RNA from Salvia miltiorrhiza (redroot sage), 1316 nucleotides. Its product is annotated as serine/threonine-protein kinase SAPK7-like. NCBI's taxonomy places the organism in Eukaryota, Viridiplantae, Streptophyta, Magnoliopsida, Lamiales, Lamiaceae. Gene Ontology annotation, biological process: protein phosphorylation; intracellular signal transduction. The record is from RefSeq and is a predicted model, not a curated record. Gene Ontology annotation, molecular function: ATP binding; protein serine/threonine kinase activity.
UAAUAUGAUGGAUUUGGUAAUAUGGGCUCUAUAUAAAUACUGUAUAUAGUUGGAGAGGUAAACAAAUUAAGUGAGAUAAAGUGAAAAGAAGAGGAGAGAGAAGGAAAGGAUCUAUGGAGAAGUACGAUGUGGUGAAACAUCUUGGAGCUGGAAAUUUUGGAGUGGCGAGGCUUCUCAGGCAUAAACAAACCAAGGAGCUCGUCGCCAUGAAAUAUAUUGAGCGUGGACAUAAGAUUGACGAAAAUGUGGCGAGAGAAAUUAUCAACCACAGAUCGCUUCGCCAUCCCAAUAUUAUUCGUUUCAAAGAGGUGGUUGUGACGCCCACACAUUUGGCAAUCGUAAUGGAGUACGCAGCUGGUGGAGAACUAUUUGAUCGAAUAUGUAGUGCUGGUAGAUUUAGUGAAGAUGAGGCGAGGUACUUCUUCCAGCAAUUGAUUUCUGGAGUCUCCUUUUGCCACUCCAUGCAAAUAUGCCACAGAGAUCUGAAAUUGGAAAAUACGCUGUUAGAUGGAAGCCCAGCACCACGCCUCAAAAUCUGUGACUUUGGCUACUCCAAGUCAUCGGUGUUGCAUUCAAGGCCCAAGUCAACGGUUGGGACGCCGGCGUAUAUAGCACCGGAAGUCCUCUCUCGCCGAGAAUACGACGGCAAGAUGGCAGAUGUAUGGUCUUGUGGAGUAACCCUAUACGUGAUGUUGGUGGGAGCUUACCCCUUCGAAGAUCCAGACGACCCCAAGAAUUUCAGAAAAACUAUUACAAGAAUAAUGGCUGGCCAAUACAAAAUUCCAGACUAUGUUUAUAUCUCCCAAGAUUGCAGGCACUUGCUCUCCCGUAUUUUUGUUGCAAAUUCCUCUCGGAGAAUCAACAUAAAGGAGAUCAAGAGCCAUCCAUGGUUCUUGAAGAACUUGCCACGUGAACUCACAGAAGUAAAUCAAGCAGUGUAUUACCAGAAAGACAACCCCGCCUUGUCUUCACUUCAGAGCGUCGAUGAGAUCAUGAAGAUUGUGAGUGAAGCCCGAAAACCUCCGGCGUCGUCUAGGCCCCUCGGCUUCCGAUGGGGAGGAGACGAGGAGGAUGAAGGCAAAGAAGACGAGGAAGCAGUUGAAGAGGAGGAAGAGGAGGAGGUAGAAGAAGAAGAAGAAGAUUAUUAUGAGACGCAAGUUAAGCAAGUUCAUGCGAGUGGGGAGUUUCAUCUUAAUUGAUGGAUUGUGUUUGUUUAAUUAGUUUAUUAUACGUCUUUUCACAAAACUGCGUAUUAUGUUAUCUAAUGAUUUUAUCUUAUUGGAUUUCAAAAUAAACAACAUUAUUUACGUCUUUAA